Molecule: messenger RNA, 10398 nt
Organism: Dunckerocampus dactyliophorus (ringed pipefish)
Lineage: Eukaryota; Metazoa; Chordata; Actinopteri; Syngnathiformes; Syngnathidae
Gene: ncs1b
Product: neuronal calcium sensor 1b
Exons: 5
Coding region: 7917-8558 (213 amino acids)
Molecular function (GO): calcium sensitive guanylate cyclase activator activity; calcium ion binding
Source: RefSeq, a predicted model, not a curated record
CCACUUUGGCCUUAUCCACACAGAAAUGCUCCUGUUUUUUUUUUUUUUUGGCAAGUUGAAAAAAAAUUGCAUACACGCAGUGUCCGAUCAGAAAAUGGUCACAUCCAUACGAGAACGGAUCACUGGGUGAAAUUAUGCAAUACAUAAAGCACGCCUACAUGUGGCGCUGUAAACAGACACAUAGAGAGAACCACGUGACACACCAAAAUUUGAGAAAAAGAAAGACCACAUGCACACAAGGUCCGUCUUCAUUUGCUUGUACAUCUUAUCUGGACUGACAAGUGGAAUUACGUCUGCGAGUCACUUUGGAGAAUAAGACUAUAAAAUAUCAGGAGAAUGUCGAUUGGGAGCCAUGUCAGUCAAAAUAUGGUUUAUGGUUUAAUUUUAUUUUAACAUGCAUGCAAGUUACAAUGGAAUACAUCACAUAAUUGAAUUCACAGUUCCACAUGUCCAAUAGGAGUAGGAAGAAGCAAAGCUUAUUUAAUCCUACCCCCCAUUUGUUCCACAUCUAGUGCAGUACAUUUUAUUCACUUCCUGUAUUCCAUAUGUGACUUUUUAAUACAUAGAAUAAUGAUAAGGUAAUGUAACAAAAUGAUGAUAUAAUUAUUAAUUAUUAAGAUUUUUUUCUCCCAAUUAAUAUAAUAGUCAGUGUAAUAAUAAAUAUAUAAAUAAUAAAUAGAAACAAGCAUAACAAAACAAGUUCAAGGCUCCUUUGCCUUAUAUUUUGCAAACAUCAGCUGCUUGUAUUGUUUUUUGAAUUCACUCAUCCUUUCUCAAUCCGUUCCAUAAUUUAAUUCCACAAACUGAAAUGCUGUGGGUUUUUAGCAUUGUUCUGGCAUACAAGUGUUUCAAGUUUAGUUUUCCUCUAAGAUCAUAUUUCUCCUUUCUUGUGGAAAAGUAUUGUAUGGCAUUUUUGGGUAGCAGGUUAUUGUUAACUUUAUUCAUUAUUUUAGCGGUUUGAAAAUGUACUAACUCAGCGAAUUUUAAGAUUUGUGAUUUUAAAAAUAAGGGAUUUGUACGUUCUCUAUACGAGACAUUAUGAACUAUCCUCACUGAUCUUUUUUGCGGUACAUUUAGCGAGUGAAGAUUGCUUUUAUAGUUAUUAUCCCAUAUCUCCACACAGUUAGAUAGAUAGUUAGAUAUGGUAAUACCAGAGAACCGUAAAGAGUGUGGAGUGAUUUUUGAUCAAGAACAAAUUUUGCUUUAUUCAAUAUUGAAGUAUUUCUCGCAACCUAAUAUUUUUAUAUAUUUUUGAUGUGAGAUUUCCAGCUCAUUUUUUCAUGUUAUGAUCCCCAGAAAUUUAUUUUUGUUUACCCUUUCAAUGUCCACUCCGUUUAUUUGUAUUUGGUCGUAUGUGUCUUUUUUGGUAUUACCAAAUAGCAUUAUUUUAGUUUUACUUAAGUUCAAGGUUAAUCUGUUUUUAUCAAACCAUCUUUUUAACAUGGCCAUUUCAUCCGUGACAUUUUUAACUAACUCUUGUGGACUUUACCUAGAAAAAAAGGCAGUCAUAUCAUCCACAAAUAAUACCACAUUUAAAUCUUUCGGCACUUUACAGAUGUCAUUGAUAUACAAACUGAACAGUUUUGGUCCCAAUAUUGACCCAUGGCGUACUCAACAUGUAAUAUUUAGGAUGUGUGGCUUUACAAAUUGCUUCCUGUUUCUUCAACCCAAUUCAAAACUAAUCCUCUGAUUCCGUACCUUUCAAAUUUUGUUGUUAGGAUGUCGGGAUUAAUUGUAUCGAAGGCUUUUGUAAGAUCCAUAAAUACUGCAGCUGCACACUUUCUGUGGUCUGUAGCGUUAGUAAUUUCCUCCGUGAUUUCAAUCAGCGCCAUGGAGGUUGAAAUGUUAGCUCUGUAUCCAUAUUGAAUAUCUGCGAGUAAUUCAUUCUUAGUAAUAAAUUUGUCCAACAAAGAAAAUUGAGGUAAUAAGGAAACUUGUCAGUAAUUUGUAAAUUGAUGUUUGUUUCUAUUUUUAAAGAUUGGAACUACUUUAGCUAUUGUCAUUUUGUUAGGAAAUUUCCGGUCUGAAAUGAUAAGUUACUGAUAUUUGUUAACGGUUCUACGAUCUCAUUGAUAACCCUUGUUAGUGUUUCCAUUUCGAUUCCAUUACAAUCAGUUGAUGUUUUUGCUUUACAAUUAUUGUGUCAGUGAUUUCCUUUUUAGUUACAUCAGUGAGAAACAUGGAAUUAGGAUUCCUAUCUAUAGUUUCAUUCCUUUCCUCCAUUGUCCAGAAAUUUGGAAUUUCUUCUCCCAGUUUUGGUCCAAUAUUUACAAAGUAGUUGUUAAACAUUUCAACAUUUCAUCCUUAUUAGUGUAUUAUAAAAAUAUUCAGAUGUUAUGUUGGCUUUUUGGCAGCAGUACACAACCGGUCCCUUCUCGUCAUGUUGCAGCGACGGGGCGGCGACAUCAUCGUUCUCAGAAAGUAAUGUUUUGCUUGUCCACACGUCUUUGACGAGGCGCCGGUGUCAGAUUUUCCCUCUCUGUGAGCCGUUUUCAAAAAACACUGUUUCAGAGUACCAUGACACCGUCGCUGUGUGGAUGAAAAUGUUCUCCUGUGGACUGGCCAUUUGACAAAUUUUAUCCAGAAUUUGGUCUUAAAAAGAAGAGAAAAAUAUGCUCAUCUGUCAACGGCACCUCACACGGGACUGUUUUGUGAACAUGGGCCAAUACGAAGCUGUAUUAUCAAACUGUUGCUGAAAUCCGACGUCUUUCCAAUGUUACUUGGUCGUGUUGAAGAAUCAGGAGAGCAAAGCUGUAAGUAACAAUUUAUCAGUGUCCUAACUGUGUUUAUUUUGUGUAAGUAAUCGGACAAAAGGGGUUCGGCAGCUGUCCGGAAGCCCUCGGGAGCGCUUGGGAGUGUUACAGAUCACAGCGGAGUAGGCUCAGAGGGAGGCGUACCUGGAGGAGGGCCGGGGGGGUAGAGUAAAUUACACAGACCGUUUGGGCAGGAGGCAGGAAACACUGCAGUAAGAGGUGGAGAGUCUGGAAUAUCUAGAAAGCUUUCUGUGCGGGUUAUCGUGUUAUCUAUAGGAGUCCAGAACACACUACAAAGGCCUGAAAAAGAGUAUAAUAGGUCCCCUUUAAUGACUGCACUACUCUAGACUCAUCAAGGCUUUUGGGAAUUAUUCCUUCCUGUCCUGUUCUCUACCCGUUGUUUUGCCUGAUCAGAACCUACACCAUGAUGUAACAUGUACAGUACUUACAGUACAUAGUUCAACAUGACACAUAUUCAUGUGAAAGUGACACUCCAGGCCAGUAGAAGUCACACAACAGUGGGGAGAGUGAUUAUUACUGUUGAAGUGUGAAUUUCUGAAUGUGAUUAUGAAGGCACGAUCUGACAGCCGUGGGCACUCGGGUAGCAAGCGUUGCACCUUCAUUACAGAAACGAUUCAAGCAUGAGUGUUGCCAUCUCUUUUGUUUGCUGAAUGCUGAUGCUGCUGCGCUAUUGUUUUGGGGGAAAUGAAAAAACAAAGAACAACACAUCUAAUAAAAGGGAGCACCGUAAUACAGCAAUCAUUCUUCCUUGUUCACACUUCAAUUGUCCAGCUUUGGUUUUGCAUUUCGCUAUCUAAUUCUACAUGCUUGAGGAGAGCCUUUGAGAGCUAGUAGUCAUUGUUCACGAGUCCACAGCCUCUAAGGCUAUGUUCACACUGCAGGGCAAUUCCGAUUUUUUUGCUCAUGUGGGACCUGUAUCAGAUUUUUUAUGCCAGUGUGACCAGUACAAUUCCGAUUGUUUUCAAAUGCGACGCAGGCCUUGUUUGUAUGUAGAUAUAAAUCUCAUAUGUAUUCGAUCUACUGCUACUUGGAUAAAGGCACUCACAGAUGUAGGCAAAAGUUCUUCUUGUAAUGCGAAAAUUAUUCUAAAAAAGUGUGUCAGUGAAGCGGCUCGCGUCAAUGUCCCACCACUCCUAGCUCACACACUCACACACACUCCUUGGAACAGACGUUGCAGCGAGUUCUCAAUGAACUGCCAUAGCCAAUUCUCUAUGUCCUAUGUGGAAUCAUUUGGUUAAGAAAAUGUUUACUCCGAUGACACAAAAUUGUUCUAAACGCCACAAUUUUGCACCAAGAAGAGCACAAACUGGGGCAAUGUUUACUUUCGUAAACACACAGCAUGCAUGACGUUUACAUUUACAAGACACAUUUUUUUGUGAACGACCAGAAAUAAAGAUCAGAUUUUAAAAAAAAAUCUGAACUGGCAUCAUACCCUGCAGUGUGGACGUAGCCUAAGCUUUCUUGUCUCCGGCCUCUCUGGCCAUGAAGCCAGCUAGCCCACCAUCAUGCUCACUGUUUUUCAUGAGAAAGUUUGCAUGAGUCGUCACUUGGAGAUUAGCGGCAAUUGACAGGACUGAGUGUGAGGAAUGAGAGAGAAUUUUACCAGGGGAAAUGCCAGAUGGCGUGUAAUUAGAGUGCAUGCACCGACACAAGAAUUAGCAAGGUUAGAAAAAUGCAUGUGUUGCCCAUUAAAUUGUAAUGUGCUUUCUAAUUCUUCCUAAAAGAGAUAUCAUUAAUAUGCUUGAAACUCACUAGACAUCAAUACCAAAAUGUCUUUGGGCACUGAUGUUGCUGCAAGUCAAGGGAAUUAUCCCUCCAUGACUCUAAACAAGGCACCCUGGUAGGUGCCAAAAACUGAGGGCCAGUGCCAGUAAUGAAUACUUUAUCUCCAUGCUGGCUCUUUAUCAUUGUCUUAUGCACAAUUUUACUUCUGCUAUGUCCUGACACUGUGUAACAUGACCCCAAGCACAUGCUGGGUGUGUGUCACCAAGUCACAUUUCUCGUGCAUACUCAUGUUCUUGACAAGUGAAGGUGAUUCUGAAUAAGGGCAUGAUGACUGGCUGCCACUAAUGUACUGUGUAUCUUUUGUGACUCCCCACAUGCUGGUAAAAAUGAAUGUUAGUAAAUGAAUACCAAUGUCCAGUGUUUUGGCAAGAAAGCAAGCAUGCACUGGUGUUACUGUUUACGUUAACCGAAAAACACAUUAACUGGGACGGAUGCUAACCGCCGUUCCACUGUAUAUUCUUGCUAUUAGGUACAGUGCGGGAAGUAAUUAUUUCAUCCCCUGCUAUUUUUGUGACAUGUUACAACAUGAGCAGUUCAGAUCAGUCCAGAAAAAUAAAAGAUAAAACAUAACAACAUCCAGAAGAAAAACAUUAAAGGUUAUGAAUGAAUUUGUGUUUGAUUGAGUGAAAUAAGAAGAAGAACAUGAAGAUGCAGGAGUGGCCUAGCCAGUCACCAGGGCCCGUAUUCACAAAGGAUCCUAAGGCUAAAAAUAGCUCUUAGUGACAUCACUCUUAGAAAAAUCUCUAGAAUUCCUCGGAUUCUGAGAUUUUCUUAGAAUUUUUACUUAAGAUAAAAGUUAUUCACAAAGCGUCUUAGGCCUUGAGAGAGCUCCUAAGGCGGCAAGGAGUGGUGAAGAGGACUUUUAAGAAGCCUAAGAGUAGUGUAAACAGACAAAAUGGCGGCAAGACGGAAAUCUCUGUACGCUAAAUGACAGUCAGGGUUUCUGCUACAUGGAAUUGAUCGUGGCGGUGCUCCACUACAAAAUAAAAGUUGCCACACCUUUUUUUUUUUAAACUUGAAAAAAAUUACACACAUUGACUACAAUUACUUUUAAAAUAUUUAAAAUAUCAUGAAAGUGUUUCACUUCGUUUUAUUUUGAUAAGCAUGUACCGGAAUUGCCUGUUUGCCUUGCUGGCACUUGAUCAGUGACCUGAUAGGCGACACGUCUCGUGUUGACUUUCAGUUUGUUUCUUAUUAUCGGGAGAAUGAGCCCGUAAAAUGUGUAGUUAAUUGACGACAGCUUGUCACAUGGUAAGCCUAUCUAUGCCAGCGUGUGUGAUCGCUCACGUUUCAAUCUCAUUCCACUUUCUGGCAUUUUUGUUUACAUGCCUGGCUGGUGGCAUCUAGCUAGCUCAGAGAUAAACUCUGAGUUAAUCUUGCUCUCUUGUUAUCAUUAUAAUACGUAUGGCUUGUCUUCAAAACACUAGUUGUGUGUCAAAGUUGUUCACCUGAAACACGUAGCGUUAGACCAUGAUGCGAUUACACGGGUCUUAAAUAGGUAACUCAUCAGCUACAGUAGCUCACCAGCUGAUGUUGAGUAGUUCACCAAAGAAUUCGCCUCUGAGUAUUUUUGAGAAGAUUUGUGAAUCCGGACCUAGAUCUUAAGCCCGUGGAAAAUAUGUGGAGCGAGCCGAAACUUUUACAGUAAGUUGCCAAGCAAUCGCCUCGAAACUUUCAGUAGUUGCACAUUAUCUGUAAAGAGUGCACCAAAAAGAGAUCACCACAACCCUGGUGACAAACGGCAAUAAAUGUCCGACUUCUGUGCUUGUCAACAAGUGUUUCUCUGCCAAGUACUAAGUCACUUUUUCAAAUAUUUAAUUUGUAACCUUUAUUUACCUUUUUUUUUGUGGCUGAUAUUAUGUAUGCAAAAAUAAAUCAAGGAUCAUCAAGAGGUUUUCUGGCAAAAUUGAGACAAGCCUUAAUGUUCUUUUUGUUCAUCGGUAGUUUUUGUCUUGGAACUCUGCCAUGUUGGCCGUUUUUGCCCAGUGUUUUUUUAGGAGGGUAGGAGUCAUGAACACCUACCUUAACUGAGGCAAGUGAGGCAUGCAGUUCUUUGGCUAUUGUUGUGGGGGGUUUUUGUGACGGGGCCGCACGGUGUCCUAGUGGUUAGCAUGUUGGCCACACAGUCAGGAGAUUGGGAAGAUUUGGGUUUGAAUCGCCCUUGGGCAUCUCUGUGUGGAGUUUGCAUGUUUUCCCCGUGCGUGCGUGGGUUUUCUUCAGGUACUCCGGUUUCUUCCCAUAUUCCACAAACAUGCAUGUUAGGUUUAUUGGCAACUCUAAAUUGUUGAAUGUGAGUGUGAAUGGUUGUUUGUAUGUGACCUCUUGGAUGAGUCAUUGCUACGCUCUUGGGGUAAUUCUGGUAGGCCGGCCACUCCUGGGAAGGUUCAGCACUGUUUCAUGUUUUCACCAUUUGUGGAUAGUGACUCUCACUGUGGUUCGCUGGAGUCCCAAAGCUUUAGAAAUUGCUUUUGAACCUUUUCCAGACUGAUAGAUCUCAAUUAAUCUCGGUUAACAAUGGGGGCUGGAGGAGAAUCACUUUUUCACACAGGGCCAUGUAGUGUUGGAUUUUCUUUCUCCCUUAAUAAUAAAAAAGUUUCAUUUAAAAACUGCAUUUUGUGUUCAGUUCACUUUUUCACACCACUGUAUACAUAUAUAAUACAGUGUAUUAUUAUUAUUGUAACUUGGUCCAUGAUAAACCAAAUUGCAUAAAACAAUUGCACAAAGAUCAAAGAUGGCGCCCUCCGUGGCAGACGUCUCUGUGACACUCUCCCGUGUUUUUCUAUUUUUUGCUAUUUUAUUGUUCAUUUUGGACAUUCAACACACUCACGCAGUACAUUACAACAGAGAGACACUUUUGAACAUCGGCAGGGUUCACCAUGAACCUUCAUUUAGCCUCUCAGACUUUGCCUUUCUUCUGCGCCGGGAGAACGCAGCAGCCUGCGGACCUGGUGAGCUGAAUACCCGGCGAGCAAAGCAUCCGAGGCGUAAACGAGGCAAGCGAGCCGGCCUGCAUGCUAGGCUAAAAGCUAGAGCGACGAGGCCACCGCUACCAAGCCUGCUGCUAGCCAACGUCCGCUCUCUUGAAAACAAGAUGGACGAACUACGAGCAAGGAUUACAGCUCAACGUGAGAUCAGGGAAUGCUGUGUCCUCACCUUCACAGAAACCUGGCUGACGGAGGAUAUACCGGACUCGGCGAUCCAGUUGGAAUCAUUUGCUGCUUACCGGGGAGAUCGGACUUUAGCGUCUGGUAAACACAGAGGUGGCGGCGUCUGUGUUUACGUAAACAAACGGUGGUGCACAGACGUACAGACGAUGGAAAAGCACUGCUCGCAGGACAUUGAGCUGCUGAUGGUGAAAUGCAGACCUUUUUAUUUGCCUCGUACAAAGGCUUCAUUAAAGAUUGUCCCAGUGGGCAGCUGGAUUCUGUGGGCUUUCAGAAGAUAUACAAGCAGUUCUUUCCUUUCGGAGAUCCCACAAAGUUUGCCUCUUUUGUCUUCAAUGUGUUUGAUGAAAAUAAGGAUGGACGCAUCGAGUUCUCAGAGUUCAUCCAGGCGUUGUCUGUCACUUCUCGGGGGACACUGGAUGAGAAGCUUAGAUGGGCGUUCAAGCUGUAUGACCUAGAUAAUGACGGAUACAUCACCCGUGAUGAGAUGUUGAACAUAGUAGAUGCUAUUUAUCAGAUGGUGGGAAACACUGUGGAGCUUCCAGAAGAAGAAAACACACCAGAAAAGCGAGUGGACCGCAUUUUUGCAAUGAUGGACAAGGUUGGUGUUUUGUUGUGCACCCUGGAGUAUGUCUUGUUUACCAAUAAAGUAAUGUACAGUGGCUGCUACCUCCAGGGAUUUGAGAUGGACGCUUUUAAAUUUAGAACUGCAAGCUGUAUCUACCACAGUGUCAUUCACAGUGUCAACAUUAUAUUGUCUCCUUCCGCACUUACGCUCAGUGCCAAUGCCCACUCUUUGAGUUCAGGGAAUCUACUUGGCUUCAGUGAAAGAUGAGGCCUGCAUGGGCGUGACCAGUGCUUUAGACGAGCUGUGCAGCAGAGCAACACUUGGCAAUUUGUGUCAGCACUCUGGCUAAAAUCCAAGUGCGCCAAGCCAACAUCAGCACUGAAGAGCAUCAAUGUCUGCUCGAGAGCCUCCUUUGCCCUCUGCUGGUAAAACUGUGAGAAUGCAUGAACGAACAGGCUUCAGUUUCUUUCUGUGAUGUGUUCCUCCAGAAUGCAGACGGGAAGCUGACUCUGCAGGAGUUUCAGGAGGGCUCCAAGGCGGACCCCUCUAUUGUUCAAGCGUUGUCUCUUUAUGAUGGGCUAGUUUAGGAAUGUAAGGUGAGUGGAGUAUUCAUGCACAAGCCACCUGCAUACUUACAGUGGAUGUAUAUGUUUUUUUCCUCAGCACAAAUCUAAUAAUAUGCCAUCCACAUGUCAUCUGAGCAAAUAAAAAGAACGAAAAAAAUCAGUGAAUGGCCAGAAUCCAAAGCGAAGCAGCUGCUUUUUGCUCUCAGUUUGUUCUUAUGAAUUAUUCAAGCGACCCACUUGUUUGCUGGCAAUCAAAUGGUCUUGCAGUGCCGAGUGAAGAGGAAGACAAGCCUCUCGACUCUCUCACCGCCUCAUGUAAUCCACCAGCCGCUGCCAAUUGUUGCUGACAUUGUGCUCAGCGUUUUGUCAACUGUGAAGUGAGCUUGUGAAUGCAUAUUUUCAACACACUGUUGCACCGUUGAAAUGAUUACCGUGCAUGGUCUGAGUACAGACAGUUUUUCUAUGGUGAUCAUUCUCCUAACUCCUUGGACGGAUCCAACUUAGCAUCCGAAACACACACAAAUCCAGCAGCAUCACAUGAGUAAGGUGAUGAAAACACAUGCUAAUCCAGGAGUGGACUGAAAACAUUUGAACAGAGUUUCAAUCAGCAGACAUUUGUUAGGAUUUCCCCUAAAAAUUGCAGAUCACCUGUGAUCUUCUGAUGCCAUUCAAACAUGGCAGCAAAGCCCUCUGUCAAGUUCAUGUGCUUCUGCAGCCACUGUAUGUUGUCUGUGCAAGUAUCACAGCCUUCUUGCUUUCCUCACCAAGUGACUAAGGAGAGGAAUUAUUUCCAGACGUUUCACACGAAGAACCAAGGAACUGUGCUGUCAACACUACAUGGACUCCAGAAUUGAACAUGGAAAAGUGUAAUACGUGGUGACAUUAGAGUGAGCACGAUCUGAACGUUACAAAGCAGUGUAUUGUUAAAUGUAAAUAUGCUAAUUUAUUUCCUGCUUUGCUGUAUUCAAGGGAUCCCCCUCUCUUAAAAAUGGAAUGAAGUUUUAUUUUUAUCAAAGUUGUUGAAAUGUUUUGCACUGCAUUUUUCACUACUCUUGUGGGAUUGUUUUGCUCUCACGGUCUGAGUUCCCUCUUGAGAGAAUAGUUUUUAUUUGUGCGGAAGGCACACCACGUUUUCUAUGGAUUAUUUUACUAUGUUUGCAGCCUGUGAAUCCUAUUGUGUUUUCACUUCCCUGUGAGCACAAGUGUGUAGUGCACUGGCCAAGCAACGCCACCAAUCCUCACAGUUUACACGUGAAUUGAGGCUCACUAUUUCUUUAGAGAGCGUCGCAAUGCACCCUCAGCAGACACACAAACAAACACCAAUUCUGGUUGUAAAGCUUUUGCGAGCGACUAUUGUCUUAUAUUUGUUCUGCCGUGUGAGGCUAGAAUAUGCGAUCAUGCCGUCUACCAAUUCUAAGUCAAGCAGCUACAAGUUUUAGCAGUGUCACAGAUUUUAUGCCUUAUGCAAAUGAUCAUCUAUGAAUGACCAAUGCCAUUUACCUGUCAACUAUCAGUAUGAGAGCACAGAAUAAAAUGCAUUU